Messenger RNA from Aspergillus luchuensis, 2085 nucleotides. It is a transcript of the gene MTO1, whose product is annotated as tRNA modification protein MTO1. Gene Ontology annotation, molecular function: flavin adenine dinucleotide binding. Gene Ontology annotation, biological process: tRNA wobble uridine modification; tRNA methylation. Gene Ontology annotation, cellular component: cytosol. The transcript has 2 exons. The coding region runs from base 1 to 2085 and encodes 694 amino acids. The record is from RefSeq and is a predicted model, not a curated record. NCBI's taxonomy places the organism in Eukaryota, Fungi, Ascomycota, Eurotiomycetes, Eurotiales, Aspergillaceae.
AUGGCUUUUCGGGCUCGCUCCGUUGCCCUUCUUCGUUGGGGAUUGGAGCCGAGAUCAUCCCAGUUGAAUGUGCUGGGUAGGAGACGUGGGUUGGCGACGGUGUCGGAUGGGACGCGAGCCUACGAUGUGGUGGUCAUUGGAGGAGGUCAUGCAGGCUCCGAAGCCUGUGCCGCGGCUGCUCGUUCAGGCGCCCGAACCGCAUUAAUCACGCCUUCGCUAUCCAACAUCGGUGUCUGUUCUUGUAAUCCGAGUUUCGGUGGAAUCGGAAAGGGUACUAUGAUCCGGGAAGUUGAUGCGAUGGAUGGUGUCGCGGGACGAAUCAUCGAUAAGGCCGGUAUUAUGUUUCGCACGCUGAACCGAUCCAAGGGCCCGGCGGUUUGGGGUCCCCGUGCUCAGAUCGAUCGCGAUUUGUAUAAGAAGUACAUGCAGGAGGAGUUGCAAGGGACGGAAGGAUUGAGUAUCGUCGAGGGUAAGGUGGCCGAUAUUGUGGUGUCGAAGGAAGGGGUCGAGCAUACUCCCGGAGCGCAGGGCAAGAUUGUUGGUGUUAGGCUGGAGUCUGGCGAGGUUAUACCGACUGGCAAGGUGGUCAUUACGACGGGUACGUUCUUGGGUGGAGAGAUUCAUAUUGGGCUUGAAGCGUACCCGUCUGGUCGGAUGGGUGAGGCUGCUACGUUCGGACUUAGCAAGUCCUUGCGGGAUGCCGGGUUCACGCUGGGUCGUUUGAAGACGGGGACACCCCCGCGGUUGGAUAGGAAGACGAUCAACUUUGCGCCGUUGGAAGUCCAGGAGGGUGAUCACCCUCCGAGUCCAUUCUCUUAUCUCAAUGGCAGGGUUCAGGUAGACGACGAGGCCCAACUUACUUGCUGGAUGACCUACACUAAUGACGACGUUCACGAUAUUGUCCGGGCGAAUCUGGACAAGACUAUUCACAUUCGCGAGACCGUUAGGGGUCCCAGAUAUUGUCCUUCGCUCGAGUCCAAGAUCAUCCGCUUCACCGAUAAGAAGCGCCAUCUGAUCUGGCUUGAGCCAGAGGGAUUCGCGCCAAACGACGUCAUCUACCCCAACGGUAUCUCCAUGACUAUCCCUGCCGACGCCCAGUACGCCAUGUUGCGAAAGGUUCACGGUCUCGAGAACGUAACCAUGCUUCAACCCGGGUACGGAGUCGAGUACGACUACAUUGACCCACGCAAUCUCCGCCCCACGCUCGAAACGAAACUCAUCAGCGGUCUCUACCUCGCCGGUCAGAUUAAUGGCACCACCGGCUACGAAGAAGCCGCCGGACAGGGCAUCAUUGCCGGUACCAACGCAGGAUUAUCCGCCCAAGGUCGGGAACCGCUCACUCUCCGCCGGUCCGACGCAUUCAUCGGCAUCAUGAUCGACGACCUGAUCACGAAGGGCGUGUCCGAGCCCUACCGCAUGUUCACGACACGAAGCGAAUACCGCAUCACCACUCGCUCCGACAACGCCGACCUCCGUCUCACCCGGAUGGCCCGCGAGGCCGGAAUCGUCUCCGACAAGCGCUGGCGCCACUUCACGGAAACAGAAGCGCAAAUCAACGAGCUUCAAACCCUCCUCGAGAACACCAAGAUGUCCUCCUACGCCUGGGCCCGCAAGGGCUUCAAAGCCCGCAUCGACCCCUCUCAACGCUCCGCCCUCGACCUCCUCUGUCUCCGCGAAAGCGACAUCGACUCUCUCAUCCCGCACAUCGAAUCCCCCACCGGCACCGUCUACUCCGCCUCUUCUUUCCCUCCGGAGAUCCGCAACCGCGUCUCCAUCGAAGGCCGUUACGCCCCCUUCGUGAUCCGCCAGGAAAACGCAGCCAAGAAAUCCCUCCGCGACGAGAACUUGUCUAUCCCCGCUGAUCUGGACUAUGCGACAGUGAAAGGCAUCAGCAUCGAGGAAAAGCAGGCCCUGGAGCGCGUCCGUCCCGUCAGUAUCGGCAUGGCGAGACGCAUUGAGGGCGUUACUCCAUCCGGUGUCCUGAGGGUGCUUAUGCACGUGCAUAGGACCAGUCGGGAUAGGACUGCUCCCGCAUCGGAAGGGCUUGAGGAGACCCCUGAUGAUGUUAUCAGCCAGGCGCCGUGA